Messenger RNA from Rotaria sp. Silwood2, 207 nucleotides. NCBI's taxonomy places the organism in Eukaryota, Metazoa, Rotifera, Eurotatoria, Philodinida, Philodinidae. The record is from the annotation of a GenBank genome assembly.
AUGAGUAACGGCAAGCAGACUAGUAUUUCAUCAAUUCCAUCAAUUAGUGAACGUAUAUCUACUGGCAAGAGUAGUGAUAAAACAGCAAUUGAGGAGCUUAAACUCCACUUAGGAAAACAGCGAAUCGAAAAUAACAUGCGACACAAUGAACUGAUACAAAUGAUUAAAUGUGGUAUUAAUAAUCCAGUUCAAGCAGAAGUUGCUUAA